Prunus mume (Japanese apricot) is the source of this 385-nucleotide messenger RNA. Lineage: Eukaryota; Viridiplantae; Streptophyta; Magnoliopsida; Rosales; Rosaceae. The record is from RefSeq and is a predicted model, not a curated record.
AUGCAAAACGAAGAGGGAGUUUUCACUGAGCUUUACGUUCCCAGGAAAUGCUCGGCCACCAACAGGUUGAUAACUUCAAAGGACCAUGCGUCGGUUCAGAUCAACGUCGGGCAUCUGGAUGAGAAUGGCAUCUACACAGGCCAGUUCUCCACUUCUGCUCUCUGUGGUUACGUCCUUGCUCAGGGAGAUGCCGACAGUGGUCUGGACCGACUCUGGCAGAAGAAGAAAGCUGAAGUUAAACGACACUAGGAAGAGAAAACUGUUUUUCUAGUGUUUCUUCUUUGGACAUGUGUUCUUGAGUAUGGAAGUGUUUAAUUAGUGAACUGAUACAUUAUGUUGAGCAAUUUUCUCUCCAUUCGUAUUGUACGUUGCAAAUAGUUGGCAA